Sesamum indicum (sesame) is the source of this 783-nucleotide messenger RNA. RefSeq lists its product as uncharacterized. The record is from RefSeq and is a predicted model, not a curated record. Lineage: Eukaryota; Viridiplantae; Streptophyta; Magnoliopsida; Lamiales; Pedaliaceae.
CUCCAAACUCUUAGCACAAAAAGCAGAAGAAAACAAAGUGAGAAGUGAAAACAUGGCCAUGAUCCUUCACAACUUCCUACUUGCACCAAUCCUCUUUGUUGUCUUCAUCAUCUUCACUAAUAAUCAAGAUAUCUCACAAGCAGCAGCACAAACCCCGCCCCGACCCGACCCCAAGAACGCCCCGUUAUUCGCCCGGUGGCUGGUGAGCCAGGGCUCCUGGGGCGUACUCAACACACUUGAUUACUCCGACCUCACGCCCUUUGGCAAUGUGAUGUCGUACAGCGAUGCCGGCACCGGCACUCCCUACUUUUAUCUGACGACAACGCGGGAUCCCACAGGGCUUAAUGCCCUUAAAUACCCGAGAUCGUCGUUCACGCUGAGUGAAUACGAGCUCGGCACAUGCAACGCCACCACCGACCCUCAGUCACCCCUUUGCGCUAAAAUCACUCUCUCCGGGAGGUUGAGGUUACUCAAUCAAAAUUCUGCUGAAGCUGCCUCUGCUGAAGCUGCCUUAUUCAGAGAUCACCCUCAAUUGGCAGGUUGGCCUAAGCAGAAUGGGUUUGUUGUGUUCAAAUUGGACAUUAAAAGGAUAUUUUUAGUUAAUGAAUUUGUUCCUGCAAAAUAUCCCAAAGUGUUUGACUACUUCAACUCCAAAAUCUAAGUGUAGGAGCUUCCAAUAUAAGUUGUAUUUGAAUAAAUGUGUGAAAAAUGGUUCCAAUUACUAUAAUUAUAUUAAUUAUGAAUUAAUGGUUGGUGUGGAAGUCAUAAAUGUAUUAUUUUGAA